AGAACUGGUCAGUUCUUUAUUUUUAUUUUAAAAUCCUGCUUUUGAAGGUAUGUAAUUUUGAUGAUUUUCCAAUGCAGUAGCGUCAGGCAUGGAUGAAGAUCAACACGCAAAUUCAGGUCCUUCUAACAAAUCACCAAAUCAAGUGCCCCAAAAGCAAAAAAAAAAGCCAAGAGGCCCUACAAAAGGAAUAAAAUCCAUGCCCGGGGUUCCAAGAAUAAUUGAAUGGGAUCACUUGGACCGACCCACAGGGAAAUGGGCAACGGAUUACAAGAAUCACAUUGGCGAGAUAAGUCGCGCAAAGGUUUCAAUAUUGAUCAGAACCUGGGAAGAUGUUUCACAAGGAAUAAAAGACACUUUGUGGGAAGACGUCAAGAGAGAAUUUCAUAUCACAGAUGAAACUAAGAAAGAAGUUGUCUUAAAGAGUUGUGAUAAGCGUUGGAGGGAAUUCAAAUCAAGAUUGACGACUGGUUGGAUCCGGGGUACAAGAAAAAGGCCAAAAGAUGAAAAGAUGCCAUAUGAUUUGUAUAGUUAUAUAACUAAGGAUAUAUGGAAGGAAUUUGUGAAGAUACGUACCUCCGAAGAAGCUGAGGAAAUAAGUGAGAAAGCAAGACAAAGUCAAUCUUUCAACAUAUAUCCUCAUCAUAUGGGACAGAAAUCAUAUGCUGAAAUGACAAGUGAAUGGCAGAGAAAAGGGUACAUUCCCUUAGUUUCUUCGUCAUCUUAAGGUUCCUCUGCGUCUACAAUUUCUUCAAGUUUGCCGAGUAGGACAUGUUUAUGGCUUCUUGCAAGAUCGGUACCAGAUGAGAAAGGAA
Spinacia oleracea (spinach) is the source of this 812-nucleotide messenger RNA. RefSeq lists its product as uncharacterized. The transcript has 3 exons. The record is from RefSeq and is a predicted model, not a curated record. NCBI's taxonomy places the organism in Eukaryota, Viridiplantae, Streptophyta, Magnoliopsida, Caryophyllales, Amaranthaceae. The coding region runs from base 89 to 724 and encodes 211 amino acids.